AUGACCAUCUCGCAACUCAAUCGUGCAACGCUCUGGACAUUUGCGCAGGGGAGCCUGAGCGCUUACCGGCGAGAUUUGCGACCAGAUCACUACAGUCAAGAGCAGCCAUGGGGGCUUGAGGUACCAUUACCUUUCAAGUCCACAGGCCAGGUCCCUAUCGUGCUUGCAACGGCCCUUUUUGUGCUCAAAUACCCCUUGACUCUGGUUCUGGUCUUCGAUUCAGCAGCGCCGCGUAUAUUCACGCCAUCGACGAUCCCUCGUCCCGCUACUCUCAGUGAAGGGCUGCAUAGUCACAACCGUUACGGCGCUUCAGUCAUCCUGGCUCACUGGACUUCUGAUGAGCCUGCCAUAUCGCAAGAGUGCGACUUGUCUGCUUAUCGAGGCCAUUCAACCCGAAAGUUCAAACUACAACCAUGUGCUCAACAGCGACUGUGGCGACGGUAUGCUGGUCACCCAGCCUCUGCGCAUGAGGAACCUGCUGCGCUUGCGGCACAGAACAUUUCGCCGGCUGUUACGGACUUGCUGCACAGGGCUGCGGAAGACGCGAGCGCUGGUGGUCAGCGCAUGAGGCGGUCACGACUGCCGGCGCACCAGGCAACUGUCGGCAAGGCAGCUAAAGCUGCGAAUAAGAUGGGUAAAAAGGCCCGUUGGUUUGACGUUCAGAUUGUACCCGGCCAUUGCACUUACGCGAUAGCCUCUGAUAGGCCUUUUGCCAAACGCCGAGCGCCAACCGAGCGCCCAAUCAACCCUACCAUCAGCUUGACUUUUCGGUUUGCGAUGGACAGGACUAACGGAAACCAAGUUGCACAGGAUGGGCAUACAGACAAUCAUACUAGUCUCAAACGCAAGGUCCCUCCAACACUUGACCCCAAUCUAAAAAAGUUUCUACCCAGCAAGAUGAAAUACCAGCGUUUUGAUGCCAUUAAUGAUCACGAUGAAGACCCUCUCCUAAGAGCCAAGCUUACAAGUAGAGAUGAAUCGGACCAAGCUGAAGAUGAAUACGCUGUAAUUGCCCAAAUUUGCGUUGAUGAAGACGACCUCAGUCAAGCCCUCAGCCGCCAAUCCACCAUAAGCGAUCUCAAUACAACGGAGCAGCUAGUAGUGGACAACCUAUAUGCACCUUCACAGUCUUCGCUCUCACGCCCUGCUGGAUUCUCCAAAAGAUCGCAGGGACUGAUACGUAGUGACACCAGGCUGUCUAUAGUUUCCUCAUCGUCUCAGCAUGAUGGGACUCUGCACGUGGACAACCAACCAGCGCAGGCUACACAAAACUGGCAACAGUCCAUGAUGCACCAACUGAACUCUAUUGUUGCGGCGCACAGAUCUAGUACAGAUCUCCAACCGACUCGCGAGAUGUUGUUGCCUGAACAAGAUACCGAGGUUGAUUUCAGUUUACUUCAAGCUCUCAAGCCCCCACCGAAACACCUUGACUUGCAGCAAUACGAACAUUUUCCGCAGCCCUCCUCGGUCACAAAGGGCAAAGGCGGAUCUGGAGGCGUUGAUCGCAGUACGCUCAAAGGCAAAGACCGUUAUACGCCUUCUGACCACCCGAGACCUCCAAUAGACGAUAAAGCGGAUUCUAGGAUUGGUGUGCACAAGUACGAUACAAGCACAGCUAUCUCAAGAUCCUCUGUGUCACCUCGUCAUGCUCCUGAUCACUUUGCUACGGACACAUCAACUCGGCCGAGUCGGAUUCCGCGUCCUGUCAAAACAGUCCAUGCCCCACAAAUGGUUGCGCGGGCCUAUCAGCUUGGCCAGCCCUCAACUCGUCGAUACGACGAUUCUGAAAUGACAAAUGCAAUCACAAACGAUGGUGGCGGUUCUCAGUUACCCUCUGAUCAGCUGCACCUUGAAGAACGUGUACCUCUUUAUUCUGCCCAAGAAUACACCGGAAAGAGUGGCCUCCUAUCCGGGCAACCGCACGCCUACGCUAAUCAGUCACCUCCACGCCAAUUAAUUGCGGCCCCUCUUGCCACACAAAGCAUAGCGAACGGCACUGAACGCCAGUCUCACCAGCCUGCUCCAUCCCAUGCUGCUUUGAAGCAACCAGCCAACACAAAGCGCACUUCUCAGGCCACUCAGUUGCACGCUACAAACACUGUGCCCUCUUCGGAAUUGCAAGCUGAUGCCGAUCACAUUGCUCAGAUGCUCGUACACGCCCCUAUAAAUCAUGUUCAGGCUACCUCUGACCAGCUCAACGGUACUGUCAUCCGGCCUCCUGACGGUCGCGGUCCAUUCCAACCAUCCGUCGGGGAUAAGAAUCAUCACGGCCUUGGAAAUCCUACUAUCACAGCUACAGACCAAACCCAUGCUAACGCUGCUUUUGCCGCCCUCAUUCUUGAUGGAGUCAGCAAGGCAACCAGCCAGUUGCAGACUUCUAAUGCGGACCUGCACACAGAUAUUGUACGCGCGCUUGCUCAGGUGGUCCAGGCAACAGAGGCGAUACUCAAGACUGGUAAGGGCUUGCCCCAGGAAAACGCCAAACGAAAAUCUGGCGGUAAGAAGACCAGCGUCCCCAAGGGUUUUGCACAACUACACGAGGAAGAUAUUGAUGAGUCCGACGAGGAAGACGAAAAUGACCCGGACGUAUUCAAGGCUCAUCCCAGCUGGAUUCCUCUCAAGAGAGCUGUUCGAAUGGUCUUCCGGAGAUUGCUUGGCGUAAACAACUACAAGCCCGAGCAGCUUCAGAGGCUCCCGUUGCCUUUGUCAUCGGCCGAAAUAGAAAACUUCGGCACCAGUAACUCGCUUGUGGAUUGUACCAUAACGUUUUAUCGCGUUGACCUCAGUCAGCCUUGGAAGACAUUCUGUCUCAAUUCGAUUGCCCGCAAGGUCUUCAUUGACCAUUUCAUGGCGUGCUGGACUGAUCGUGUCAUCAAGAAUAGGAACAUUCCUUUCGACUUCGUUACAAAUGAGAAAGUGGCCUGGGCGCUUGAUACUCACGUCAGCCACGUCAAGACUGUUUACAGAAAGUUUCGAAAUGGAGAACUUCCGGAGGCAUCAGAAAGUUCAGCAAAGCGCGCAGCUCAGGCAACCCGGAGGAGUACGGUAAGGUCUGAGAUCAAGCAGCACAUGUCGGAAACACUGAAAGCUUUCACUGGUAACAGCUGCUACGUACUCGACGUUCGAGUCCGUCGCAAUGUGAUGAGCGACGAUGAAACAGACCCUGAGACCCCUAGUGGAUCUAAGACGCCCAAGAACUUCCGUAUAAUCAGACUCGCAUGGCGUAGUGAGGAAUUCACAAUCUUCCUCCGUACUCUUGACGACCUCUACCUGGAUGACUGGCGUAACCCAAUUGAUCGACGCGCUACACCAGGCAACCCACCGCGCACACGGUUGGAAUCCGAUGGCUUUACUUUGAAGAACGUUCCAAAGGGGCUCUACCGUAACUGCUACGACGCGGACUACCUCGCAGGGUUGCAUGAAUGGGAGCGGGCCAUGUUGAAUAUCAUUGAGGAGGAUUAUGACUUUGAGAUUGCGAUAGAACGGUCAGCCGAGUAUAUUAAACAAGGUUGCCAUCUUUGGUUCAAAGAGAAAGACAUCUUGGGGGCCGCUAUGAGUGCAUGGCCGGAAAUGUACUGA
Messenger RNA from Coniophora puteana RWD-64-598 SS2, 3579 nucleotides. RefSeq lists its product as uncharacterized. Bases 1 to 3579 code for a protein of 1192 amino acids. The record is from RefSeq and is a predicted model, not a curated record. NCBI's taxonomy places the organism in Eukaryota, Fungi, Basidiomycota, Agaricomycetes, Boletales, Coniophoraceae. The transcript has 12 exons.